CUCAUGACGGUAUCCUAGCGACUGGAUGGAAGACGCUCGGUAAUUCAGAUACGUAAAGCAAGGCCUGUUUCAUCCUGAAACCCACCAUUAAGGCGGCGAUGAAGUUGACACAUAAGCAGGUGUUGUCCCGGGCCAAGGCUUCUGAUUUGGAGAACGUCAGAAAGCUAAAUUGCUGGGGAAGCCGCCUUACUGAUAUCUCUGUAUGUCAUGAGCUUCCCAACAUUGAGGUUAUGACAUUAAGUGUAAAUAACAUAUCAACCCUGGAACCAAUAAGAUACUGCCAUAACCUUGCGGAGUUGUAUCUACGGAAGAAUAAUAUUUCCAGUUUAAAUGAACUGUACUACCUAAAAGAGCUUCCCAGGCUAAAGAUUUUAUGGUUAUCGGAAAACCCCUGUUGUGGUGCUGACCCUCAGAAGUAUAGAAUGACAGUUCUUCGAAACCUUCCAAAUCUUCAAAAACUCGACAAUCAAGUGGUGACAGAGGAGGAACUUACUCAAGCCCUUACAGAUGGUGAAGAACUGACAGGCCCCCAAACAAAAAUAUCAAAUUCAGACAACAGUCAUGAUGAGACAUCUAUAGACCGUAACUAUGGUACCAGAGAGUCAGAAAAUGAUUUGCUAAACUUUAGCAUGGAAGAAACCAACAAAAUUCGGGAACAACUAGGCAUGAAACCGCUCCCCAGGGACAAAUUUUCUUCUUUCUCAUCACCAACGGAUGGAGAUGGUAGCAGAAAGAAAAGGAACAACAUUCUUAAUGCAGUCUUAUUACUGCUGAAAGACCUGGACACUGAAGGACUGGAAAUUGUUCAGAGAACUGCCGGACAGAGACUUCACCAGUUAAAAAAGAAAGAGCUCCAGCAGGAAACAUAAGGCAUUAUGUCAAAACUAAAAGUGCACAUACAAGAUGGACGUCAUGCAACUUACUGUGUUUUCUCCCUUCAAAGUAUAACAACCUUACAAAGUAAAUCCACCAAAUACUUACUUCAGAGAUGCCUAGGCAUUACCUAUACAUGGGUCUACUUUUUCUAUAAUCAUGCCAUAAGUAUGUACAAUGCCAUCUUUAUUGUCAGAAUGCUGAAAAAAAAAUGUAAAUGUAAUUGAGUUGAGAGAAAAUUGAAAAAAUAUGGUUCCCUUAAACAAUCGGUAACACCAAAAAUUAAAAUAUUUAACUACAUGAUGCAUUUGUUUGUCCCGUAUGUUUAACAUUUUUUUUGAAUGUAAUGUGUUUAGUGCUGUUCAUGUGUAUUCUCUUGUGUAAAUGAAGCCAUACUCAGUAUUUUGUGUUCAGUGGUACAUAUUCGUAAAAUUUCAGUAAAUCUAUUUUUUCAAACAAAAA
Xenopus tropicalis (tropical clawed frog) is the source of this 1335-nucleotide messenger RNA. RefSeq names its product cilia and flagella associated protein 410 (gene cfap410). The transcript has 7 exons. NCBI's taxonomy places the organism in Eukaryota, Metazoa, Chordata, Amphibia, Anura, Pipidae. The record is from RefSeq and is a predicted model, not a curated record. Gene Ontology annotation, biological process: mRNA splicing, via spliceosome. The coding region runs from base 99 to 869 and encodes 256 amino acids. Gene Ontology annotation, cellular component: non-motile cilium; ciliary basal body; U4/U6 x U5 tri-snRNP complex.